Molecule: messenger RNA, 2112 nt
Organism: Microdochium trichocladiopsis
Lineage: Eukaryota; Fungi; Ascomycota; Sordariomycetes; Xylariales; Microdochiaceae
Exons: 2
Coding region: 1-2112 (703 amino acids)
Source: RefSeq, a predicted model, not a curated record
AUGGCAGGCCUUGCAGUCCCCAUUGGCCAUACCGCAGCGCCCUUCGACCCAAACAUAUCCAACGGGACAUGCUACUUUGCGCCCGGCCGGCCGCACACGGGGCCGUACAUACCGUGCGGAAUCGCAGGGCUUCCCGGUCCUGCGCUGAGUGGAGGAGCAGUUCAAGGAGAAAGAGCUGCUAGCAGUGUCGACGGCGGAGCAGGAGGAAACCCGGCACUGGCGUGUUGCGUCAUGGGCGACUAUUGCGAGUCGAGCCAUGCUUGUUACAGUCCCGACACCGACAACGUCUACCUUGCAGGCUGUGCAGACCCCGAGUACAAGUCCACAGCGUGUCCAUACAAGUCUGAUGCCUUUGCCAGCCAGGAAUGGGUUGGCAUGGUCUGGUCGUGCGAGGCGUCCGAGCAGCAUGGUGGCCGCGCAGAUCAAGAAGAGGCACGGAACAAAACAAAAGAACCUGGCAGAAGCCUCGCCGACUCAUUCCACGCCCCGAACAUCACUCGUCGUGUUGCUCCGCGAGGCAUGAUGAUGAAGGAUCUCGGCCUGGCCAACAUCUCCAUCACCGAAGGCCAUACCCCGAGCCAUGCUGCUGCCGGGCAUGCUUCCCCUGGCAAUAUCCUCGCCGACAGCGGUAACAGUGACGGGCUGAUCGGCUGGUCGGGCUGCCCGCUCCCGCAUCCCGACUCAGUUGUGCCCGAGCGCAUGUACAACAUGUGUGACCCAUGCUUGCUGGAGCGGGACGCGCUAUUCAUGGACAAACGCUACCUUACCCGUGUGGCAAAGCUGCCGGACGGCAUUGGCGGCGUCGUCGCGUGGGAGCCGGGCUUCGGCCCCGGCACGCCCGGUGGGUUUGGGGCCAGUGCUGGCGGAUCGGAGGGAAGUUUGGCGCCUGCGCCGUCAGUUGGGCUGUCGGCGGGGACGACGACAAUGAGCUCGUGUGUUUCGACUAUGAGUAGCACUGGUGUUGUUGCUGGUGGUACUGAUACAACGACAGCGAGGGAUAGUCAAAGUGUAGUUCCGACCCUGACAGAUGAUGACUCUGCGACUGAGGCACAUCCCGCGGCGAGCAGGACAAACAUCAUCGUCGGAUCGACCAGCGCUGUGGUCAUCGUCCUCCUGGCCGGCGCACUGGCAUGGCUGCUCGUGAAGCGGCAGCAGCGCAAGAGACAGGAGCGGCGCGUCAUCCGGGAGACCCAUCUCGCGCUCGCAAGAAGCCCUUCACCUCCCCAGAUAUCCUCGCGUGCUCACAGUGCGGGAAGCAUUCCUGCUCAGCAUAAUAACUUGGGCAGCGCGGAUGGGACUUAUCGUGGUCUCCCGAGCAGCAGAUCCAUGUCCCAGGUCACUGCGCGAGUGGGAACCUCGAGUCUUCUGCCAUCCAUGGACAGCACGUCACAUGGUCGAGGAGCGGCACAUCUGGGCCCGGCCGGCGAUAUACGACGAUGGAGCACCGCCACAGACUUCACAGUCACUUCCAGCUCGUCGCGCACCGCCAUGGAAGCGAUUACGGCUCAGACGACGAACCAAUCUUCCCAGACAGCCAUCACGCCUGUCUCGGUGUGUUCUCCGACAGCUGCAACGCCAGGCAUCAAGAGAUAUUCCACAGCAUUGACAGCCGGUGAUGCAGCGUUUGACGGCGAUGCCGCUGACGAUCGUGACUACUGCUUCCGCACCGCCACAAGACAAGACAGCAUUCAGCUGGACGGCAGCACUCCUACAAGCAGACGUCUAAGCGCAGCCGGCGACCGGAUCGUCGAGCUGGAGAACCACAUUGACCGCAAGUUGCAUGCCCAGGGUAGACGGGAACGGGAGCAACCUGGCGACGGGGUCCCGUUUGAGCUUUUGUCUCCAGAGGCUGUGUAUGUCCCGCCGAGCAUCGAAAGCGUGAGAGACGGAUGUCCGCAGUACAGGGAGGAAGAACAUGAGGAAGACGAAGGUGACGACGACGAUGUUGAUGAGGACAGCCGGUCGUUUUCCUCAUACCAGGGCGGCACGAUACAGCAUAUCCAGCAGCUUCGUAUGCGGAUCGUCGACCCGAACACUGCACGUGUGCUGAUUCUGGGUAAGAACAAUGAAGGCACAAACAAAAUCGAGGGCAAGGACUCUGAGAAAGCCUGA